AUGGGUUCAUCAAUUAACUAUCCUGGGUUUGUGACUAAAAGCGCUCAUUUGGCUGACACUAGUACGGAUGCGAGCAUUUCAUGUGAGGAAGCAACAAGCUCGCAGGAAGCGAAGAAGAAUUUCUUUCAAAGGGAUUAUAACAUGAUGAAGAAGGCGCCUGCUCCAACGAAGUCUAAACUGUCUUUGGCCUUGCAGACUUCCAAGUCAUCCUCUAGUGCCAACGGUACUGUACAAGAGGAUACUUCCUCGAAGACAGAAGAUUUUUCUACAAAGAGCAUUAAGAAAAAACCAGAUAGCGGCGUUGAAUCGCAUGUGUCCAUCCAAUCGGAUUCGGGGCCACAAUCAGACUCAGAUUUGGAUUCAGAUUCCUCUAUCUCAUCAUGUGACGAAAGGAACGAAGAGUCUUUGAAAGAUUACAGGCCGGGUGGGUACCACCCUGCCUUUAAGGGCGAGCCCUAUAAGGAUGCACGCUACAUUUUAGUAAGAAAGCUGGGAUGGGGCCACUUCUCCACCGUUUGGUUGGCAAAGGAUAUGGUAAACAACACUCACGUUGCUAUGAAGAUUGUUCGGGGCGACAAAGUUUACACAGAAGCUGCUGAAGACGAAAUUAAGCUUUUGCAAAGAGUGAAUGACGCCGAUAAUACAAAGGAGGAUUCCAUGGGGGCUAAUCAUAUUUUGAAAUUGCUAGAUCAUUUCAACCAUAAGGGCCCCAAUGGCGUCCAUGUGGUUAUGGUAUUUGAAGUCCUCGGCGAGAACUUACUGGCUUUGAUAAAGAAGUAUGAACAUAGGGGCAUUCCAUUGAUUUAUGUCAAGCAAAUAUCGAAGCAGUUACUGCUUGGUCUUGAUUACAUGCAUAGGCGGUGUGGUAUUAUACACACAGAUAUUAAACCAGAAAACGUGUUGAUGGAGAUUGGAGAUGUUGAGGGUAUCGUUCAAAUGGUCGAGGCACUGGAUAAACAGAAGAGAGAGGCAAAAAGGUUGCAGAGGCACGUUUCGCGGUCUUCUGAUAUUACCGCGAACGAUAGCAGUGAUGAGAAAUGGGCAGAAUGCCAAACAAGUAUGCCCUGCGGCUCAAGCUCAAAUUCCAAAUCUCGUUCUAUAGAGAAGGACUUGUCAAAAAGAUGCUUUAGAAGACCUAGACGUCAUACAAUUAUCACAGGGUCGCAACCAUUACCUUCCCCAAUUAGUUCAUCAAAUUUCUUUGAAAUGAGGGCGCACUUUUGUGGUAGUAGUCACAAUAGCUUUUCCUCCGUAUCUGGGAAUAGGAACAUUCCAUCUUCCAUCAAUAAUAACAGUAUUAAUAAUGGCAUAGGCAUUAAGAAUAGCAACAAUAGUUUCUUAAAUUCAGUACCACAUUCUGUGACCAGGAUGUUCAUAAAUGAAGACAGUAAUGAUAACAACAAUAAUGAUAAUAGUAAAAAUAAAAAUAACAACAAUAACAACAGUAACAACAAUAAUAACGAGGACAUAAUGAACACACCUUUGCAUGAAGAGCAGCUGGCAGACUCUUUAUCUACAUUUGAUAUUUCCAAUAUAUCACAAAGCUCCGAUACAAAUGGUCCAUAUAUUUCUAAUACUAUGGAUUCAAAUUCAAACGUCAGUACCGAUAUCAACUCCCCAGAAAAUUUGAUUCAGAUCAAGAUUGCUGAUUUAGGUAAUGCUUGUUGGUAUGACGAACAUUACACGAAUUCUAUACAGACAAGAGAAUACAGAUCACCAGAGGUGUUACUAGGCGCCCCUUGGGGUUGUGGUGCAGAUAUAUGGUCUACUGCUUGUCUAAUUUUUGAAUUGAUUACCGGAGAUUUUCUUUUCGAACCGGACGAAGGUCAUUCCUACACUAAGGAUGAUGACCAUAUUGCACAAAUCAUCGAGUUAUUGGGAGAAUUACCAUCAUACCUUUUGAGGAACGGCAAAUAUACAAGAACUUUCUUCAAUUCAAGAGGGCUUUUAAGAAAUAUCUCGAAAUUGAAAUUUUGGCCCUUAGAAGAUGUUUUAACUGAAAAAUAUAAGUUUUCUAAGGACGAAGCCAAGGAAAUAUCUGAUUUUUUGUCGCCUAUGUUACAGCUAGACCCAAGGAAAAGAGCUGAUGCAGGUGGCUUGGUUAACCAUCCAUGGCUCAAGGAUACCUUGGGUAUGGAAGAGAUUCGGGUACCUGAUAGAGAGUUGUACGGGAGUGGUUCCGAUAUCCCCGGAUGGUUUGAAGAAGUCCGCGAUCAUAAAAGACAUUGA
Saccharomyces cerevisiae S288C is the source of this 2229-nucleotide messenger RNA. RefSeq names its product serine/threonine protein kinase SKY1 (gene SKY1). Gene Ontology annotation, molecular function: protein serine/threonine kinase activity; ATP binding; protein kinase activity. NCBI's taxonomy places the organism in Eukaryota, Fungi, Ascomycota, Saccharomycetes, Saccharomycetales, Saccharomycetaceae. The record is from RefSeq and is marked reviewed. Bases 1 to 2229 code for a protein of 742 amino acids. The transcript has a single exon.